UGGGGGCUUUUGCGAAAGUUGGAUUGUAUUCGAGGUGUUGCAUUCGGGUGUGCUUGCUGCAGUACACUUUUGAAAAAGGGCGCUAAAAUGCGGCCGCUAAAAAGUUGCGGCAUCCUUGCUCGCGCGACAAGGAAACUCUCUGUUCGCUCGAACUUUUUGCGCCGCCGAUAACGAUACCACCCACCCAUUUACGAAUUUCUUUUUCAACCACAACGAUACCUCGAAAUGGCUGAAGUUCAGGAACGCACACGGUUACCGGUCGUCGUUGAUAAGCCUACCCCGUAUACUUUUGAUCUCGGGUACCUCCUCGCAAACGACCCAAACCCGCUGGAGCUGAACAGUGAGAACAUCGAGGAUGAUCUGAGUGCCACAGCGAGGGAUGGUGCGCAGGCACUCAUCAACCAGCUCUUGGGCACAUGUCCCAUUACUUCUGCGCCCGCUGGCGUCCUCCUCACCCUUCCUACCCCGAGUACGCACCUUCCGCGUGAAAAGCCUCUUCCACCGCCAAAGGCCGAGACGACCUGGGAGCGCUUCGCUCGCAAGAAGGGCAUUAAGGCCAAGACUGCCGAUGUGCGCCAGAAGAUGCAGUAUGAUGAGGCGACUGGGGAGUGGGUGCCUAAGUGGGGUUACAAGGGAGCCAACAAGGCCGGCGAGAACGACUGGAUCGUGGAAGUUGAUAUGAAGAAGGAGCGUGAGAGGAAGGAGGGCACGACUCAGCAGGGUGAUGGAAGGAGAGAUCGUAAGGAGAAGGUUAAGAGGAAUGAGCGUCUCCAGAGAGCGAAUGAGCGUAAGGGGAGAAAGGCUGGGGGGAAAUAAGGGCCAGAAAAGUAGUUGUUGGGGCAUUGUAAGGCGUUUGGGAAUGUUGGCGUUGGCUGGGUGGGAAGAAAAGGUUCGGCUUUAGUUUGAUUGAUGGCUAGCAGUGGACACGGCCAACGUCGAAUACAAAACAUGUAACUUUGAUAACUUCUCAAGGCAUCUGAAGUGAAUGGGGUCGACUAUUGGUGAAGCAUCUAGCAGCAACUUGCCGCAGAUAAAUUCAGGCUUGUUAGGCGCAUCCAAUCCAGAAUAUCAUCACAAGGCGGCUAUCUCUCCAUAGUAGGAAAGCAUUGAGG
Messenger RNA from Pseudogymnoascus verrucosus, 1112 nucleotides. RefSeq names its product Rhodanese- sulfurtransferase (gene RRS1). Gene Ontology annotation, biological process: ribosomal large subunit biogenesis; endonucleolytic cleavage in ITS1 to separate SSU-rRNA from 5.8S rRNA and LSU-rRNA from tricistronic rRNA transcript (SSU-rRNA, 5.8S rRNA, LSU-rRNA); ribosome biogenesis. The record is from RefSeq and is a predicted model, not a curated record. Gene Ontology annotation, molecular function: protein binding. Gene Ontology annotation, cellular component: nucleus; nucleolus; preribosome, large subunit precursor. The coding region runs from base 226 to 816 and encodes 196 amino acids. The transcript is spliced from 2 exons. NCBI's taxonomy places the organism in Eukaryota, Fungi, Ascomycota, Leotiomycetes, Thelebolales, Thelebolaceae.